This is a messenger RNA of Papaver somniferum (opium poppy), 1197 nucleotides long. RefSeq lists its product as uncharacterized. The record is from RefSeq and is a predicted model, not a curated record. The transcript has a single exon. Bases 147 to 473 code for a protein of 108 amino acids. NCBI's taxonomy places the organism in Eukaryota, Viridiplantae, Streptophyta, Magnoliopsida, Ranunculales, Papaveraceae.
AAUCAGACGUAGACAAGGCCCCAAACAACCACUCUUCUUCCAUUCACAAGCCUCCAAAAUCACCCCAACCAGACAGUGGAAAACAUAAUGAUCUACAAAGCUUGCACCACAACUACCUGUGUGACACAGGCUGUGUCUCAGAGAAAAUGUCUUCUACAACUCCUGUUAAGGUAGGCACCAGAGGCACUGUUGGUGCCCUUGUCCUGCAGGAGAUCGAGUAUUUCUCCAAGCUUGAUUCACCCUGCGAAAACUCUCAGGGAUCCCAACCACAAACUAAUUCGGGCAGUGGUAGUUGUAAAGCCAAAUUUGGGUCUGGAAGUAUGACGCAGAAGAGGAAGAAGAAGAAAGAUGGUGGCAGAUUCAUACCAAGUAUCUGUUCUGUGGUGGAAGUUGUUGAAACCAACCGACUGAAUAGGAUUCAUGGGGUAAGUUACAGGAACUUGAGAACUGAUUCGAAGAAGUUGCAGGGUUAAACUACCCAAUACUCUGGGAGAGCUUUGAGAAACCGAGUUUCUUGAACCGGCUCUUUAUAGGAUUUGACCAUCUAUCUGGGUUCCCGCAUUUUACGUCUACUAUCUCAACAAUGUAAGAUACUUUUCUAGUACUAGCUUUCUCUCUGUUAGGAGUCCCCUCUAAAGCAAUAUUCUCAGAGCCAAGCAUCGGGAUCCGAUGGUUAUUCUUCUGAAUGUUGUGUUUUGUUUUCUGGAUAUGCUCGAGAUUUUUGUUAUGAUUACUGCUGCGAUAUCUUCCACCACCGCUUCUACUACCUAUCACCUCAUUUGAUGUUCUUCUUGGUUGUACCAUUUUCGCAACUCCACCGUUUGUUGGAGGUUUCCUACCAGAGGAUGUCUUGGCCUGUGAUCUGCACUUGAUGGACUCCAAUUCCCUAGUCAUCAGGGCACUGAUAGUCCCGCUUGUCCCCACUUUAAUGGAGCCUUUGCCACCCCUGACUUCAAUCGACUGAACCAUGAUCACUUGAUCACCACACAAACUUCAACCUAUGAUUCUUCUAUCGGGAAGCUCCCAGUGGAACAUGUAACUAUGUAAGCAGAUUGUUUACCUGCUAUGAAAAAUAACCGUUCAGUGUAUAUACAAAUGAAGUAGUAUAUGCUUGUAUUUCAAUGCCAUGUUUACUUUUCAGCUAAGACAAAAAAGAUAUGGCUCAACUUCUGAAUAAAAAUCCCGAUCAAUCAACAA